Molecule: messenger RNA, 2043 nt
Organism: Malassezia vespertilionis
Lineage: Eukaryota; Fungi; Basidiomycota; Malasseziomycetes; Malasseziales; Malasseziaceae
Gene: MID1
Product: stretch-activated cation channel mid1
Exons: 1
Coding region: 1-2043 (680 amino acids)
Biological process (GO): calcium ion import across plasma membrane
Molecular function (GO): calcium channel activity
Source: RefSeq, a predicted model, not a curated record
AUGCCGAUGCACUGGCACGCACGGCUCGGCGUGCUCGUGCUUCUGGGUCUCGUACUUGUGCCUCAAAUCUAUGCAGAAGGUCACAGUAAACAUGCCGGGCAAGAGAGCCACAAAACCAAAGCGCCCACAGGCAAGAUAGGUUCGGGCAAUGCAGUGAAAACGACGCUGCCGAUGCUGACGACCGACUCGCGCGUGAAUGCAAGCACGGGCCUGAUUCCCCAACCUUCGAGCAUACCAGUAGAGCCUGCAGAUGAGGCGCCGUAUGCGUUACACGACUCGGUCAUGGUCCGCAGCGAUCUCUCGAUGAGCGACACCGACGGCCUGCAUUAUACCUUUGCACCGCCCCCCAACGUCCCGGUGUAUAUCACGCUUUCCUUGUGUGCAGGCCCCAGUAUUCCUCCGUACAACACAAGCGACGAUAACUUGAUGGACCAGCUUGGAAUGAGUGCGGACGAAGCGCGCCAAGCGACGCUUGUCUCGCUCUACGUCUCGGACAGUUCAAACCAAAAAAAACCCGGACCUGACCAGGGCGUGGACAAGAAAUUUGUCGGAUAUGCGCAGGGCGGCUGGUCCGAGAUCCCGGUCCCAAAAGGCACAAAAGACGGGCUUUGGAUCGGUGUAUUCCCGCCAAAGGAUCCGCGCGGGUUGAACGGCACCUACCGUAUUCAGCUAGCGGCAUCCACUGUGGCGCAGCUAGAGCGCGUUGCUGGAGAAGCGGGUGUAUUUUAUGAUGACUCGGACCGCAGAACGGCACUUUUGACCUCCUUCAAUUACACGACGCCCGCGCCGAAUAUCAGCUUGAUUGUGCUGCCCACCGACGGUGACUUUUCCCUCGCUUCUCUCACCUACUUUAACUCCUCCUUCUGUGCAAUUUUUGAUGCCUGGUCACAGUUCAAUCGCAGUCCAUAUGCACCGGACGUGAACAGCAGCGAUACAACGCGCAUGACCCAAAAUGUCGUCACGCGCGGCGACCAGUACCGCGACAAGAAAAAGGAGACGCCAUUGAAUCCCCAUGUGAACGACACAGCAGGCAUGCGGCCGCCUGGGGACCCUGUUGCGCUGAUAGACGAUCUUGUGGUGAUUUCGCAGCGCGCUGUGAACGAUUCCACGGAUGAGCGUACGCCGCAAGCGCGCAAGCAGUUCCUCGUCUCCGAUCUCAUGCCGGGGCACAACUACACCGCAUACCUUGUCUCCACCGUAAACCAGACGGGAACGCUUGCACGCACGCUGUACCCAGCGGUCAAGUUUGUGACAAAGACGAACCCCACAUGUCGCCUCGUGUACGACCUGCCGUUCUGCCCCGAGCUCGCCUACUCGAUCCCGUUCAAUCCAGGCUUGUCGGUCGAGGAAGCGAUGAGCGUGAUGGAAAAAAUGAUCUCGGCAAAUUAUGGCAACUUUAGCGCGACACUGGCCACCUUUCCGUGCAAAUCGGAGCAGUUUGGGCUCUACUCGAGCGUCGCGACAUGCGACGGCUGUUUGCGUGCAUACCAAAACUGGCUCUGUGCCGUAGCCAUUCCGCGCUGCACAGAUCUCAUCGAUCCAGCGCACAGCGUUGCGAGUCAGAAUGGCACAGAGCUGCAAGGACUGGAGAUGCCGGCGAAUACGCACCUGUACCCCUACGUUGUGAAUCGCACGGGACGCAACAGCAGUCGCCAGGCGUACAUUGAUCAAUUGUUCGAUCCGGGCGAUUACGGCGAGCUGCUGCCGUGCUUGUCGACGUGCGAAAUGGUAAUGCGGUCCUGCCCGCCGCUCAUUGACUGGGACUGUCCGAAAUGGACCGUGACUGCGGAGCGGGACUAUGGCACGUUUGCGGACGCCGACAGCGACGGGCUGGGGAUGGGCGAGAACGGUGGUGCAGGUAAAGAUGGCGCGCGUUUUGGUGGCGCUGCAACGCGCUACGUUGCGCAGGAUGCUUUCGGGAACGUGUACUGCAAUGCGAUGGAUGUGGAUCGCUUGCUGCGCCAGGCAAGUGGGGCGGUGGCCGUACGUCCAGAGUGGGUUGGCGUUGUAGUUCUGAGUGUGGUUGGCGCGCUGCUCUGGUAG